Microbotryum saponariae is the source of this 4804-nucleotide messenger RNA. Lineage: Eukaryota; Fungi; Basidiomycota; Microbotryomycetes; Microbotryales; Microbotryaceae. The record is from the annotation of a GenBank genome assembly.
AUGGACGACUUUGGACGACCGGCUCGAUCGGCCCCCCCGUCGGCGCUGGGCGUCGGUGCGAGGCCACAGCGAGCGCAGGCACUGCCGCCGUCCAUCAAUCGACAAUCGUCAAGCGGCACCGAUCUGUCCGCCCCCUCCUAUUACGCCCAGGACCCUCAGCCGUCUCGACCGCCGUUGAUGACCAACCCUUACGCGAACGGGUCCGAUCUGUCGGUGCCCGCCGUCGCGGGUGCUUCGUCAUCGAGGGUGCAGUUCUCCGUGCUUGAUGCAUCUCGCGCGAACCUGCUCGGCUCCGGCGGCGGAGGCGGAGGCGCGACGGGUGAACCGCCGUCCGGGGGUGCCUCGUCGUCGCAGAACCCCCACCACCUUAGCAGCAACGACACCUCGGCCACAGCAACGGGAUUGAGUGCUGCAGGGAACGGAUUCCGAAGGAAAAAGUCGCUCGUGCGACCCGAUCGAGAGCGCGUUGACGAGUCGCAUCGACUUUACAACUACCGCCAGCACGCCGCAGUGAUGGAGCUCGAGGGCCGAGGCGUCGCCGCAGUGUCUCGGACGGGCCACACCGCGACCGCUGGCUUGUCCCAUGUCGACCCCUCCAUCGUGGCAGGGAACUCGACGGCGAGCCCCGGAUCAGGUACUGGCCUGCGUCGAGGCAAGAGCGUGCUCGGCCGCGAGGAAGGCAUGGCGACCGAAACCGGGCUGAGCAUGUUCAAGCGAGGCACGACGCUGCGCCGCCCCAACAACCUUCAAUCGGGUGCAUCGAACCAGGCCGUGAAGGCCGGAGGGUCAUACGAGAAGAGUCGCAUGUCCAAGAUGCAGAAACAGCCUCUUGGCCCGUGGAUGGUCUUCUGCAAAGUCGUCACCAUUCUUGUCCCGUCCGCCGUGCUCAAAUGUUUUGGUAAGUUCCGCUCUCCGCUCUCCGCGCUGCGCUGCUUGCGGUCUGCGCUCGCUGCUGCGAUAGUCGAUGAUGUCAGCCACUAACGCGCGAACUCUGGGUUUUAUGUACAGGUCUGCGUUCCAAAGAUCGUCGUGAUGCGUGGCGGGAGAAGAUCGGCAUGCUCUGCAUCAUCGCGACUUGCAUGGCUGCGGUCGGUUUUUUGACAUUCGGCUUCACCAGCUCCGUGUGUGGCACGCCGCCGUUGCGCUACCGCCACAACACGAUCCAAGGAGGCUCGAUGAUCUUUCAUGGUUACGAUUAUGACCUCAAUAACUUCACCCACGUCGAAGCGUACGGGAUCGGCGCCGGCACGAACCCGCUUUACUCAUCCUUUGGCGCCGGUGGGAUGGACGGCUCGUUUCUCUUCCAGAAGGUCAACGAAAAGUGCCUCGACAUCAUUACCCCAACCGCGGGCACCGGGAUCCCGACCUCCGGCAACAAGCUUGGCUGGUACUUCCCCUGUAACAUCUACAACCAAUACGGCACGAGCACGCGCAACUUGACGGGCUACUCCGAAGGACGACUGUGCCACACGCAAGCCGACGCUCGCACCGCCUUCAGCAAGCUCAAGUCGCAGGGACAGGUCUAUUUCGAAUGGAGUGACCUCAAAAACGCAUCGAGGAAUCUGGGUGUCUACGAUGGGUAAGGUCACAACCCUGCGUGUGCGUGUGCCUUGCCGUCUGAACGCUCGGGGCUGACUCGCAGUUGUAUUUGAUACUUCACACAGAGCUGUUCUCGACUUCUCGUUGCUAACUUGGCUCGACAAAACGCAAGUCACGUUCCCUCCUAUCUUUGAUGCGCUCAUGGUCCCGAACUCGACCUUCACCGCGACCGACAUCACGGCGCACAUGGUCUCAACGAAGCAGCGACGCGUCGCCGAAUGCCUCGUCGACACGAUCCGCGUCGGUUUCGUCGACUCGAACUCGAUCGGCUGUGUCGCGUCCGACGUCGUGCUCUACGUCUCAUUGGUUGUAAUCAUCGGCGUCGUGGUGAUCCGUUUCGCGAUGGCCGUCAUCUUUGGCUGGUUUUUGUCGUGGAAGAUUGGUCGUUUCCCUCAGGAGACCUACGAGCAACGACGGGCACGUGCAAGUGAGAUUGAGAACUGGACCCAGGACAUCUAUCGCCCGGCCCCGGCGCGCUUCCGUCCCAACGUCAAGCUGCAACGCAAGUCGAUGCUGCCGAACAAGAGUCGAUUCUCUCGCGGUGAUUUGCUCAAGGCACAUGCCGCCGGCUCAGGAGUCACGUCACCGCGUGCGGAGAACAAGUACGGCGAGUACCGCAAGUCGGUGGCGCCCAGUCUCAGCAGCAAGAACUUCCUCGGCGGCGCGAUGCGCAACUCCCCACCUGGUUCGCCAGGUGGGCUUGCGUCGCCCAGCUCGGCUUCCUUCCCCCCCUCGGUCUUCAACUACGACAUGAUGUCUCGCUCCCCCACCGGCGACUCCCUCAGGAACGGUACCGGCUGCCCCUUCCCUCUCGGUGACGUCGUUGCGCAACCCCCGGCGGACUACCAGCCGUUCAACUACCCCCUCGUGCAUUCCAUCUUGCUCGUCACGGCCUACUCCGAGUCCAUUGAGGGCUUGCGUACUACCCUCGACUCGCUUUCGACGACCGAUUACCCCAACUCGCACAAGGUCAUCCUCGUCAUCGCCGACGGCAUGGUUAAGGGAUCGGGUAAUCGUCUCACGACGCCAGAGAUCGUGCUCGGCAUGAUGAAGGAGCUCGUUGUGCCGGUCGAAGAGGUCGAGCCGCAAUCGUACGUCGCCAUCGCCGAUGGGCACAAGGCGCAUAACCAGGCCAAGAUAUUCGCCGGUUUCUACGACUAUGACAAUAACACCGUCGAAAUGAGCAAACAACAGCGCGUGCCGAUCGUGCUCGUCGCCAAGAUCGGCAACCCGUCCGAGGUCAACGAUCCCAAACCGGGCAACCGAGGCAAGCGUGACUCGCAAGUCAUGCUGAUGGGCUUCCUGCAAAAGGUCAUGUUUGAUGAGCGCAUGACGACAUUUGAGUACGAGUUCUUCAACUCGCUGUGGCGAUGCACCGGCAUCUCGCCGGACCGAUACGAGGUCGUGCUCAUGGUCGAUGCCGACACCAAGAUUUUCCCCGAUUCAGUCUCGCGCAUGAUCUCGUGCAUGGUCCACGACCCGGAAAUUAUGGGAUUGUGCGGUGAGACCAAGAUUGCGAACAAGAGCGAGACGUGGGUGACGAUGAUCCAAGGUGAGCAUGGUCAAACUGGUGUUUGCUCUGGAUGAGUGCUGACGCGAAGUUGAUCUCGCAGUGUUCGAAUACUACGUGUCGCAUCACUUGACGAAGGCGUUCGAAUCUAUGUUUGGUGGUGUGACCUGCUUGCCCGGUUGCUUCUCGAUGUACCGCAUCAAGGCGCCAAAGGGAGCCGACGGAUACUGGGUGCCCGUGCUCGCGAAUCCCGACAUCGUCAUGCACUACUCGGAGAACGUCGUCGAUACGCUGCACAAGAAGAACCUGCUGCUCCUCGGAGAAGAUCGAUACUUGACGACGUUGAUGCUGUCGACCUUCCCGCGCCGCAAAAUGAUGUUCUGCCCCCAGGCCGUGUGCAAGACCGUGGUCCCUGACACGUUUCGAGUCCUUCUGUCGCAACGUCGUCGUUGGAUCAACUCGACCAUACACAACUUGUUCGAGCUAUUCAAGGUCCCCGAUCUUUGCGGUGUAUUUUGCUUCUCGAUGCGCUUCGUCAUCUUCAUGGAGUUGGCUGGUACCUUGGUCUUGCCUGCUGCCAUUGCCUUCACCACGUGAGUUUAUGACGCGCUGCGCAAUAUACUGUAUUAUGCUGGGACUGAUCGAACUUGUUGUCCGUCCUACAGAUAUCUUAUUGUCAUCGCCAUCAUCCCCGGCACGACCAAACCUGUCCUUUCUCUCAUCCUGCUGGCCAUCAUUCUCGGUAUCCCGGCAAUUCUCAUCGUCGUAACGUCGCGCAAGGUCGAGUAUCUCGGCUGGAUGAUGAUCUAUCUCCUAUCGCUGCCGAUCUGGAACUUUGUCCUCCCUGUCUACGCCUUCUUGCACAUGGACGACUUCUCGUGGGGUCAGACUCGCAAGGUCGCGGGUGACGAUGGACGUUCGCACUCCGACAAGGACGGCACGUUUGACAGCAGCAAUAUCGUCAUGAAGCGAUGGGCCGACUUUGAACGCGAUCGUCGCUACCGAGCCGGAACGCUCUCGCGCGACUCGGCCUACGACGUUCUGAACGCGCACAUCCGUCACGGCUCCCCACACCGCUCGACGAGCUACCGUCACUCGAUCGUCUCAACCGAUACGUACAACUCUCUGCCAGCCAGCGCUUCGUUGAGCACCGUUCCCCGCUACCCUACUCAGCUCGAGCUCCCUGCGCCGUUGGCACAACAAGCGGCUAGUGCGCACUCUUCGACGACCUCGUUCCACCAUGGGCACGCGCACGAGUACCCUCGCUUCGCCGAGGGCUAUGAUAGUGACGAGUUGGAAAGGGAGGCCAUCCUCAGCGAGCAACAGAGAUCUUCUCCGGCUCUCGACUCGACGGCGAGUUUCCCAGCUGAGGUCGGGAGAGGCUCGACACCCUCCGACGAGUCGCAAGGUCGGUCCGGUCGUUCGAGCAUCAUCCCUUCGGCGUCCAACGCUACCGACACGUCGAGACCUGCGCGCCAGCCAAGCAAGCCACGCGGCGUCAGCCUCGUAGAUGCGGGACCUGUUCCGGGCUCGGAAGGCGUGAGGGUCGUCCAACGUACGCGUAGACCAUCGCAGCAAGGUCACACAUCGUCGCAUCAGCGAUCAAGGCCGUCCCAAGGCGGACAGGACGCCGUCUUCUCUCCAACCUCAGGGGGCGGCUCCCUCCCGCCUGGCGCUGCACCUCCGCAACUUUGA